Molecule: messenger RNA, 3374 nt
Organism: Leptonychotes weddellii (Weddell seal)
Lineage: Eukaryota; Metazoa; Chordata; Mammalia; Carnivora; Phocidae
Source: RefSeq, a predicted model, not a curated record
AUGAUUCCUUUUCAGGUUUUCUGGAUAGAGUCUCUCUCUCUGAGAGUCUUCCGUUCUAUCCAGCAAGACACAAGGAAGCCCACAGUUGCGCUGUCUGCUGUAGCUGGUGCCUCACAGGUCAAAUGGAAUAAAAAGAAUGCUAAUUGCCUUGCCACCAGUCAUGAUGGGGAUGUGCGGAUAUGGGACAAACGGAAACCCAGCACGGCAGUGGAGUAUCUCGCAGCCCACCUCUCCAAAAUCCACGGCCUGGACUGGCACCCAGACAUUGAGCACGUUCUUGCUACCUCCAGUCAGGACAACUCUGUCAAGUUCUGGGAUUACCGCCAGCCUCGGAAAUACCUCAGUAUUCUCCCUUGCCAGGUGCCUGUCUGGAAGGCCAGAUACACUCCUUUCAGCAAUGGACUGGUGACUGUGAUGGUCCCCCAGCUGCGGAGGGAAAAUAGUCUCCUCUUGUGGAACGUCUUUGACUUGAACACCCCAGUCCACACGUUUGUGGGCCACGAUGAUGUGGUGCUGGAGUUCCAGUGGAGGAAACAGAAGGAGGGGUCCAAGGACUACCAACUGGUUACGUGGUCACGGGAUCAGACCUUGAGAAUGUGGCGAGUGGAUUCCCAGAUGCAGAGGCUUUGUGCAAACGACAUAUUAGAUGGUGUCGAUGAGUUCAUUGAGAGCAUUUCUCUUCUGCCGGAACCAGAGAAGACCCUUCACACUCAAGAUACAGAUCACCAGCACAACUUGAGCCACGGGGAGGAAGAAGUCUUAAAGGAAGACCCCCCGAGCAGUAUCCUGGAAGAGAAUAAAUCGGAGCAGCCAGGGCUGCCUCAGACUCUGCAGCAAGAGUUCUCGCUGAUCAACGUGCAGAUCCGGAACGUCAACGUGGAGAUGGACGCGGCGGACAGGAGCUGCACAGUAUCCGUGCACUGCAGUGGUCACCGUGUCAAGAUGCUGGUGAAGUUCCCUGCGCAGUACCCCAACAACGCUGCCCCUUCCUUCCAGUUUGUCAACCCCACAACCAUCACAUCCACGAUGAAAGCGAAGCUGCUAAAGAUCCUGAAAGACACUUCCCUGCAAAAAGUGAAACGAAACCAGAGUUGUUUGGAGCCCUGCCUGCGCCAGCUCGUCUCCUGCCUUGAGUCUUUCGUGAACCAAGAAGACAGCACUUCCAGCAACCCCUUUGCACUCCCAAACUCUGUCACUCCGCCCUUACCAACGUUUGCCCGAGUGACCACUGCCUAUGGGUCAUACCAGGAUGCCAAUAUUCCCUUCCCUAGAACCUCGGGGGCCAGGUUCUGCGGAGCAGGGUAUCUGGUGUAUUUCACAAGGCCAAUGACGAUGCAUCGAGCAGUGUCUCCGACAGAACCUACUCCAAGGUCUCUGUCAGCUUUGUCUGCUUAUCAUACUGGCUUGAUUGCUCCCAUGAAGAUCCGCACGGAGGCCCCUGGGAACCUUCGUUUGUACAGCGGGAGCCCCACUCGCAGUGAGAAGGAGCAAGUCUCCAUCAGCUCCUUCUACUAUAAGGAGCGGAUGUCUCCUCGCUCUGCCCGGCGACGUUGGUCCAUACAAGCAAUUAACGACUUCCCGAAAUCCAGGAGAUGGAAAAGCAAGCGUGAGGGAUCGGACUCCGGCAAUCGACCGAUCAAGGCUGCUGGGAAAGUUAUCAUCCAGGACACUGCAUGCCUUCUUCCUGUUCACAAAUCACUGGGAGAACUGUACAUAUUGAAUGUGAAUGAUAUUCAAGAAACAUGCCAGAAGAAUGCCACUUCUGCCUUGCUUGUUGGAAGGAAGGACCUUGUCCAGGUAUCAUGCAUCCCUCCUGAUGGCCAUCUGGAUUAUCCUUCCUCUAUCUCUUCUCUUGACUUUUUUUCUCUCAUUUUUUCCUCCAGGUUGGCUCACUACUGCCGACUCCGGGACGUCCAGACAUUGGCCAUGCUCUGCAGCGUGUUUGAAGCCCAGUCUCGGCCCCAGGGAAUACCAAACCCCUUCGGACCCUUUCCCGGCCGGUCCUCUAACCUUGUGGUGUCCCACAGCCGAUACCCCAGCUUUACUUCCUCGGGCUCCUGCUCAAGCAUGUCAGACCCAGGGCUCAACACUGGUGGCUGGAACAUAGCGGGAAGAGAGUCAGAACAUGUCUCCUCACCUUGGGGAGAGUCUUCUCCAGAAGAAAUCCGCUUUGGGAGUCUUACCUACAGUGAUCCCCGUGAGCGAGAACGUGAUCAGCAUGAUAAAAAUAAAAGGCUUCUGGACCCCGCCAAUACCCAGCAAUUUGAUGACUUUAAGAAAUGCUAUGGAGAAAUCCUCUAUCGCUGGGGUCUGAGAGAGAAACGAGCUGAGGUGCUGAAGUUUGUCUCCUGUCCUCCUGAUCCUCACAAAGGGAUUGAGUUUGGCGUGUACUGUAGCCACUGUCGGAACGAGGUCCGUGGCGCGCAGUGUGCCGUCUGCAAAGGCUUCACGUUCCAGUGUGCCAUCUGCCACGUGGCCGUACGCGGGUCGUCCAAUUUCUGCCUGACCUGCGGGCAUGGUGGGCACACCAGCCACAUGAUGGAGUGGUUUCGGACCCAGGAGGUGUGUCCCACCGGGUGUGGAUGUCACUGCCUGCUUGAAAGCACAUUCUGAACUCACAGACCAUGGGAGUUGUCGCAAAUCCCACAGGAUUCCGUACGUGUUGGAUGACAAGGUCUCCCACCAGGAGGGAGGCUCCAGAAAGCCAUUCUUGAAUAGACUGGAGCGUGUUCCCCUCAAGACUGCCACCGCACCAGCUGUUGAUGAGCUUUUGCUUCUCUUCUGUUUGGCUCUUGAUGGCGUGGAUGUCACCGGGAAGGAGGAGAGCAGACUUGCAGAGCCACAUAGCCAGGUGGAAAUCUUCUUGAAGAAAAGCACCUGCCUCCAGAGCCGUAUUUACCUUCAGGGUGUUAACCUUAAACCACUGAACAGCAUCCUUUCUGAUGCCAUUUCAGACCAAGGUCGGAUACAAAGGACAGUCUCCUGAGCCGAAGGACAGUGGACGUUAACUUAGUUGAUAAGUAGGUCUAUGAUAUAAGUUGGUACAUUUAAAUGAACUGAUGGAUAGUGGCCUUUUAAAAAUGAUAUUUAAAGUAUAAAUACAUGAUGUACUUAAGGACUCUAAAGAUGUAUCUUACGUUUUUUAUUUCUCUUCAAGCUGCUGUCCCUUGGCUAAUAAAAGUCAGGUAAUUGUUUGGAAAAAAAAAAAGAAAGAGAAGGUUGAACAGUGUUUUAGUGAAAUUGUUUUUAUUCUCUUUCUAAUUGAAGUUAACUCUUUGGGAUAGGACCAGAGUCACUGCUCAGAUUUUCAAAGGAAAUGCUGAUUUACUCUUGUCAUCUGAUGGGAGAAAAUAGAAUUUGAUAUUUUAAGUUUC